GUUUGAAUAGUACGAAUAUAAACUCGUUUUUGAGCACACCCCUGAGAAGUCAUACGUGGAUCUUACGGUUUUCCAGCAACUAGGCAGGCGUAAAUAGUUUUGAAUUCUCGUACUACAGCAGACUAUAAGUUAGGCUGCGCAGGCGAGACUUGUCACGGACUAACACGCUUUUCCUAUUUGGUUUGUUUUCUUGGGAUUUUUAAAGUAAACGGCAUACAUGUAUCGCAACUACGGAAACUUUGGGCGAGGAACGGAUCAGAAUUUCCCUGACAACAGUUCUGGACCUGGGGCGAGUUCUGCCAGCGGCACACAAGCUACCGGCACCGGCACGACUCAGCAUCCAGAGCCAAAGUACUCAAUAGCAGGAUCCAGUCAGUUUGUCCCCACUCUAAAUGCCAUAACUUCAAACCAAGACCUACAGUGGCUGGUGCAGCCCUCUGUUUUUCCAAUGGCAGGCCCAUCAAAGCAACCUCCUCGUCACCCUUACCCCCUGCCGCCAACACUGGCAUCUGUGAACCCUCAGCCCAGUCAGUCACAUGUUCUUCGACCAGCGAUCAUCAGGCCUGUAACAGCCUCAGGAAGCUCUACCAGACGCAGAAAUGAUGAUCAUUUAUCAAUGGAAGAAAUGGAAAGGCGCAGAAUUAGAAGGGAACGAAACAAACUGGCUGCUGCUAAGUGUAGGACCCGUCGGCGUGAACUGACAGACUCACUUCAGAAUGAGACUGACCAGUUGGAAGACAAAAAGGCCUGCCUGCAGAAAGAGAUUGCUGAGCUACAGAAGCAAAAAGAGAAACUUGAACUGGUUCUUGAGGCCCACCGACCCAUCUGCAAAGUCCAGGACUCUGAUUCAGACUCUGAGUCUAAUCCUGUUCUUCCUACCCUGUGCGGAAUUAAAAUUGAGCCAGUAGAUUCUGAAAUUCCUGGACCCUCUCAAAAACGCAAAAUUCCCAGCAAACAAGAGAAGCCAAAGCCAAAAAUCAUCAUUCCACCUCCAUCUUCAACCUCUUCUUUCAGUAUGAAUCCAGAGUCAGAUUCCCUGCACACUCCGGUCCUCAUUUCCACGCCGUCUCUGACUCCGUUCACUUCUAGCCUGAUCUUCACAUAUCCUACUGCCUCUCUGGACACAAGUACUCCUACUUCGUCACAAACACUGAGCCUGUCGUCCUCCUAUACUAGUCAGUAUGGUACAUCCCAACCUUCCCAGAUCCCAGAGCCGUGUGGUGUUGCCCAUCGUCGUAGCAGUAGCAGCGGGGACCAGUCAGAUCAAUCCCUCAACUCCCCUACCAUCCUGACCAUGUAAUCUGUUUUACCUCAUGAGAAACAAGUGCUCUGAAAGUUCACAGAUGUGUAGAAUACUAGGUCAGACAAACCUGUAUGUUUAGCACUGUGUCUUCUUAUACACAAGGUCUGUUAAAACCUUGAACAGCUAAAGUUUCCUGGCCUCCUAAAGUGGUUCCCCUCAGAAGUCCCUCUGAUGGAGAAACACAUUGUAGUCAGAAUCCAAUCCAAUAAACCCUCAAAUGCAGAUUUAUUCAGUGUAGCUUUAACGCUCAUACUGAGCAUUUAAAUAAGAACAAAUCAGUAAUUCUGCAGAGCACAAUAUAGUGUUUCAUAUAUUCUAUUAAAAGUUAAACAUUUGUUAUGAAAACCAUAACUAAGAGCUAUGAACUAUGAUAUGAACUACAUUGUAUACUGAAAAGUAUUUACUUACAAUUUAUACUUUAUACAAAACUUUUUUUUAUUAGAACUUAUCAGGAAUUAUUAACUGACUACAUACUGAAGAAUGUGCAUGGAAGCCUCACACUGUGUUUGGAAAAACACUACUUCAUUAUUAUUGACAAAUUGUAUAACUUUAUUCUAUGCAAUCCAUGUCUAAUGUCUAUGUCUAAUGUCAUUGUUAUGUGUUUUUACAUGGUACAAUGUUUUAAGCUAUUUUGUUACAUCAUGUCCAGUUUGAUAUAUUUGUUAAUUUUGAUUCAUGUGAAGAUCUUAUAUUACAAUUGUGAAAGAUUUCAGUAAAAAUUCAGUUACACUGA
Tachysurus vachellii is the source of this 2036-nucleotide messenger RNA. RefSeq names its product FOS like 1, AP-1 transcription factor subunit a (gene fosl1a). Gene Ontology annotation, cellular component: nucleus. The transcript has 4 exons. Gene Ontology annotation, molecular function: RNA polymerase II cis-regulatory region sequence-specific DNA binding; DNA-binding transcription factor activity, RNA polymerase II-specific. The record is from RefSeq and is a predicted model, not a curated record. The coding region runs from base 218 to 1300 and encodes 360 amino acids. Gene Ontology annotation, biological process: regulation of transcription by RNA polymerase II. NCBI's taxonomy places the organism in Eukaryota, Metazoa, Chordata, Actinopteri, Siluriformes, Bagridae.